UUCAGUUAAAAAAACCUUUCCGGGUAUAGAUCUAAUAUAUAUGCGUGCGUACGCGAUCACUUCAUAGACUUCUGUCUGUCAAGAGAACAGGGCACAGCCAACUUCGUGUUUUUAAAAUGAGAUGUCAGGAGAGCUGAACUGGAAAACUGCAUGUGUGUAAUUGUGAUAAAGGUACAGUAAAUUAAAAAAAAAAAGUUUUAUAAAUGUAAAAUAAUAUACGUAAAAAAUAAUUUUAGAGGUUUUCACCAAAGGUGCAGUAGCAGGAACGAAGGAAAGUGUAAAAUAAAUCUGGUGACAAACCCGUGUUCCCUCGUACAGGAAAAACGUCUUCACUCUUCCACAUCAUCACAGCGACCAGGAAGAUUGUCGGAGUACAGUGCCGAGUAGUGCCGACGGCCGGACUUGGAGCUGGCGUCAUUGCUUGGAAGAAACCCGGUGUGUCGAGUGCGCUCUGCGAUUUUUUUUAUUCCCCGGGAAUUCUUUCAAUCAUCGAGGAUAGAUGUCACCGUGUGAGAGUCAGGCGCCUUGCAACAAUAAAUGGCAAUGAUGAUAAUACUGAUAGAUCUAUUUUUCAAUCAGCGAUUUCUACAAAUAAAAGAAAAACAAUAAUAUUCAACAAACGUAAACAAUCAAACUGCAAAACAAAUUAAGAUGUAUAACUAAAAAGAGCGGCAACGUUUUCUAAGAACUCGAACAAGGAGGUUGUGUAAAAUAAAGUUAAUGAUCAGAUUUUGAGACUGCGCAAGUCUACACUAGCCUAAUGACCGGAAGAAACAGACCGAGAGAAAACAAACCAACAACCUAAAAAUGCUAUAUAUUUUUUUAAUGCACAAAAUACCCCAUAAGUGACCCAUCAACUUACCAUAAACAAAACUCAGGCAAUAGCUACAGUGAAAUAUGAAGUGUGAGGCUUUUCAGAGGCAAAUGAUGUGCAACAAAAUGACCAAGGCAAAAAGUAAAAAGUCGAAUGCUCUCGAGGACGAAAAUUACGCCUUCUUCACUUAUUCCUUGCCUCUCAUUUUGGCGUGCCUUUGCUAUCUCAACGGGUACGCUGGUGAUUUUGUUCAUGACGAUGUGUUCGCGAUUAAAAACAACAAAGACGUCACUGGCGAGACGUUCAUUUUGGAUUUAUUCAAGAACGAUUUCUGGGGGCGGCGGAUGAACGACAGCAACAGUCAUAAGUCUUACAGGCCUCUCACAACGCUUUCUUUCCGCUGUGUCCGCCCGCCAGAUUCCCCCGGCAGAGACAUCAACGACAACUGUCUGGUGACGGACGCACCCGGUCUAACCCCAGCCUGGCCCCACACGGGUAUUUUGGUGACGUCACUGGGGUUGUCUGUGGUGGCCACGCUGUGUAAGGAGACGGGGGCCUCUGUGCUGGGUGUGUGUCUAAUCUAUGACGUCAUAGCACACAGGAGACAGAUCUUGGUGGCCUUCAAAAAAGGAACUCUGUCAGCCAACCUGUUCCCAUGCCUGACUCGGUGUUUUUCUCUCUGUCUUACUGCUGGAGCCCUUGUCCUCUUCAGGUUAUGGAUGAACAAUUUUGAGUCUCCAAAUUUCCUGGAGGAAGAUAACCCUGCGUCGUUUUCUCCAUCAUUCGUGACCAGAGCUUUGACCUUGACCUACCUGCUGCCCUUCAACCUCUGGCUGCUGCUAUGCCCCGCCCAUCUCAGCUAUGAUUGGCAGGGCGGGAGUAUCCCGCUCUUGGAGUCUGUGACAGACUCUCGCAAUCUGGUGACCUUGACCUUCUGUGUCGGCGCCGUCUGUCUGGCCCGGAAGUGCUGGCGGGAUCUCUGGGAGAAC
Aplysia californica (California sea hare) is the source of this 1803-nucleotide messenger RNA. RefSeq names its product protein O-mannosyl-transferase TMTC1. Gene Ontology annotation, biological process: protein O-linked glycosylation via mannose. The record is from RefSeq and is a predicted model, not a curated record. Gene Ontology annotation, molecular function: mannosyltransferase activity; protein binding. NCBI's taxonomy places the organism in Eukaryota, Metazoa, Mollusca, Gastropoda, Aplysiida, Aplysiidae.